This is a messenger RNA of Triticum aestivum (bread wheat), 765 nucleotides long. Its product is annotated as photosystem II protein D1. Gene Ontology annotation, cellular component: photosystem II; chloroplast thylakoid membrane. Gene Ontology annotation, biological process: photosynthetic electron transport in photosystem II; photosynthesis, light reaction. NCBI's taxonomy places the organism in Eukaryota, Viridiplantae, Streptophyta, Magnoliopsida, Poales, Poaceae. The transcript has a single exon. The coding region runs from base 145 to 765 and encodes 206 amino acids. The record is from RefSeq and is a predicted model, not a curated record.
GGAUAGCUAAUCUUUGGGCUGACUUGGUUGACAUUGGUAUAUAGUCUAUGUUAUACUGUUAAAUAACAAGCCUUCUAUUAUCUAUAUUCUAGUUAAUACGUGUGCUUGGGAGUCCUUGCAAUUUGAAUAAACCAAGAUCUUACCAUGACUGCAAUUUUAGAGAGACGCGAAAGUACAAGCCUGUGGGGUCGCUUCUGCAACUGGAUAACUAGCACUGAAAAUCGUCUUUACAUCGGAUGGUUCGGUGUUUUGAUGAUCCCUACCUUAUUGACCGCAACUUCUGUAUUUAUUAUCGCCUUCAUCGCUGCCCCUCCAGUAGAUAUUGAUGGUAUUCGUGAGCCUGUUUCUGGUUCUUUACUUUAUGGAAACAAUAUUAUCUCUGGUGCUAUUAUCCCUACUUCUGCGGCGAUCGGAUUGCACUUUUACCCAAUUUGGGAAGCUGCAUCUGUUGAUGAGUGGUUAUACAAUGGUGGUCCUUAUGAGCUAAUUGUUCUACACUUCUUACUUGGUGUAGCUUGUUAUAUGGGUCGUGAGUGGGAACUUAGUUUCCGUCUGGGUAUGCGUCCUUGGAUUGCUGUUGCAUAUUCAGCUCCUGUUGCAGCUGCUACAGCUGUUUUCUUGAUUUACCCUAUUGGUCAAGGAAGCUUUUCUGAUGGUAUGCCUUUAGGAAUCUCUGGUACUUUCAACUUUAUGAUUGUAUUCCAGGCAGAGCACAACAUCCUUAUGCAUCCAUUCCACAUGUUAGGUGUAGCUGGAAAUAAUUAG